AUGACCGCGUUCCUGCUGGGCCCCACCAGCUCCGCUGGCUGGUCAGCUGCUUCCUCUUGUAAGAAACCGCUUUUUUCCAGCUCCGUCAGGGCGCCGUUCUCGUCUUCUUUCUCGUCCAAGCGCGGCAAAGAGAGCCUUCGGGAACCUCUUUGCGUUCUCCGCCAUCGACGUCUUCCGGCGAGCGGCCUGCAGAGCUCACGGCUCCAUCGAGGGUGGCGGACGCCUACCUCCGUCGAAAAAGAAAACUCUUGUUUCGACGGUCGCACGCCUGGGUCUCCGUUUCCUGCUUCGCCGCCUGCGCGCGGUUCUUUCGCACCUUGCGACUCAGAUGCAUCUCCUCUUCGCCCGUCUACGAACACCCAAGUCGCUGAGUCCAGACAGUCGAUCGGGCUGCCUACUGGGGACAACGGCGCCAGAAGCUCUGAUGCAGCCAGCGUGUGCGGUCGGGCUCCGACGAGGGGGUUCCGUCGCUCGCUCUCUGUUUCCCGUGAUCGUUCGCCUCGCGUUCUCCCCAGCGCCGGCGUGCGAGCAGUCCUUGACUCUCCGUCGUCCCCCGUCGGAAACCCACGCCGGGGUUUGCAUGCCGUGUCCACCUCCUCUGUCUUCGCUUCCGGGUCUCGGUCUCUUUUCACUUUCACGGUGCGGCCUUUCGGCGAGCAACGCGCGCUCGACACUGUCGAAGGUUCCCUCCCCCGACAAGGCCAUGCCGUUUCGACCGCGGGGAUUUUCCGCGAGUUCACAGCCUCCUGCACCCAGGGGACUCUCGUCGCAGGCACGGCUCAAGUUGCGCCGUCCGGAAUGGCCUCUGCCGUUUUUUGUCGCCCGUUGCUUUUCCCCUGGUACUCACCCUUUGCCUUCUCGUCUAUUCCGCUGCUCAGUCGCUGUCUGGGCCGUGUGCCGUCCUCGGACGAGCAACGUCGUGCCUCGAUUCCGUCGUGUUUUCUCUCUCGGCUUGCUUCGUCACUCAGUUCCUUUCCGGAUCUGUUCUUCUCCGGCAAGUCUCGGUGGCGGAGCAACGAAGCAGGGAAAUCGACGGGCUCUGUGCGUCUCAACUCUGUUUGCUGUGAUUUGGACUGUGGGGGAACCCUCUCUCCCCCCUUUCCUGCGCCGAGGCUCUGGGAGACUGGAGAGAACUCUCUGAGCGGACUGCUCUGUGGCGGCCUCCUUCCGUCCCAGAUUUCCCGGCAGGACGGAAGUUGGAGCAGUUCCCGUCUCUGGCUACCCGAAGUCGGUGCCCGCAGUUCACUUCUUUCUGGGUGUCGCCGACACGGUUUUGCUCUCGCGCCGAGAAGCGCCGCAGACGCUGCAGCUGAACGCAAUCCCUGGCUGCGGCGAGGUCGUGCGGUGGAGGACGGGAGCGAGACGGCGGGGAGCGAGGCCAGUUCCCAGAGGCCGGGGGAGCGUGUGGGCGAGCAGGACGAACCAGUCCGGAUCUUCAGUGUCAAGACACUCAAGGAAUGGCUGGGGAAAUGGUGGAUUCAACUUUGGAAGGGGAACCGCUGGAAAGAACUGCUCUCGGGUGUUCGGACUGCGCUGGUGCACUUGUUUCCAGGCCCUCAAAGAAACAAAUGGAAGUGGUACCAUCGACACGGGUACUGGGCCACGAGGAAGAAACUGAUUGAUUUCACGAAAUACCGUCGACACGGGUUCUGGGAAGAUCCGUCGCAUCACAAACGCCUCAAGAAAUCGAUUCGAUUUUGGUGA
Neospora caninum is the source of this 1704-nucleotide messenger RNA. RefSeq lists its product as hypothetical. The transcript has 3 exons. NCBI's taxonomy places the organism in Eukaryota, Apicomplexa, Conoidasida, Eucoccidiorida, Sarcocystidae. The record is from RefSeq and is a predicted model, not a curated record. The coding region runs from base 1 to 1704 and encodes 567 amino acids.